AAGAGUGUUGAAAUCCAGUGCUUUCCAUCUGCUGGACUUGUUUGGCACCUCCAGCACACCGUAGAACUCAAAAAGGCCAGUUAUAGUUACAGUAUACUGACGGGCUGUAAUAAAGCCGACCGUGACAAUGGCUUCUACAAGAAAUCUAAACAGAUUUUGGGAGUGGGGACGUAAAAUUAUCUGUGUUGGAAGAAAUUAUGCUGACCAUGCCAAAGAACUGAAAAAUGCGGUCCCAACAGAGCCUGUGUUGUUUCUGAAACCACCCUCUGCUUAUGUGACUGAAGGGUCGUCUAUAAUGGUGCCUUUCUACUCUCACAAUUUACACCAUGAAGUGGAGCUGGGGGUCGUUAUUGGGAAAGGGGGGACAGCAAUCCCCCAGAACGCUGCAAUGGACCACAUCGCCGGCUAUGCGUUGUGUCUCGAUAUGACAGCCAGGGAUGUCCAAGACGAAUGCAAAACCAAAGGUCUGCCGUGGACUCUCGCAAAAGCAUUCAACACGUCAUGUCCCGUGAGCGAAUUUAUCACCAAGGAAAAGAUCGCCGACCCUGGCAAUGUAAAGAUUUGGCUCAAAGUGAAUGACCAGUUACGACAGGAAGGCAACACCUCCCAAAUGAUCUUCUCGAUCCCUUUUCUCAUCAGUUACAUCAGCGAGAUCAUAACUUUGGAAGAGGGUGACCUCAUUUUGACAGGGACCCCGAAAGGAGUAUCAAGCGUUCAGGAACACGAUGAACUGCAGGCAGGGAUCGAGGGCAUUGUGAGCAUGAAGUUCAGAGUGGAUAGGCCAGAGUGACCUUCUUUAAGUCUCUGGAUAAGUUCUAAGUUGGAUAAUGUGUAAACAUUAUCAAAAACUACAGAAAUAAAUGUGAAUUUAUUUGCAA
Molecule: messenger RNA, 878 nt
Organism: Acipenser ruthenus (sterlet)
Lineage: Eukaryota; Metazoa; Chordata; Actinopteri; Acipenseriformes; Acipenseridae
Product: acylpyruvase FAHD1, mitochondrial-like
Exons: 1
Coding region: 128-790 (220 amino acids)
Cellular component (GO): mitochondrion
Molecular function (GO): acetylpyruvate hydrolase activity
Source: RefSeq, a predicted model, not a curated record